Messenger RNA from Passer domesticus (house sparrow), 6043 nucleotides. It is a transcript of the gene SLC75A1, whose product is annotated as major facilitator superfamily domain containing 10. The transcript is spliced from 13 exons. Lineage: Eukaryota; Metazoa; Chordata; Aves; Passeriformes; Passeridae. Gene Ontology annotation, biological process: transmembrane transport. Gene Ontology annotation, cellular component: brush border membrane. Bases 1185 to 2570 code for a protein of 461 amino acids. Gene Ontology annotation, molecular function: transmembrane transporter activity. The record is from RefSeq and is a predicted model, not a curated record.
GAACAUAAAUCUGCUAAAUCAGGCCAGUUUGGUUAAGAGCAUUAUGCCAAGAGUUUAGUAAAUGGAUUGCAGGUGGCCCCUGUUCCAUGUUUAUUUACCUCCUGGCAAUUGAGCUUUAAUAAUGCAUCAGUGCCACUAAGCUGACUUCAUAGGUAAAGAAAUGUCACAAUAAUAUUUAUUGCUGAGCAUGACAAAGUGUUAUGGCCUUCAAUUAGUGUAGUAUGGCUUUCUAUGUGCAAGUGCCUUGUGUAUGUAAUGUGGUAUAUCUGGUCUGGAAUAAAAUUUAUAUUAAGAAUCACUCACUGUUUUCAGUGCUGACUCAUCAAAGUAAGUGAAUGUUUUUGUAUUAAUUUGCUUUGGAUGAAAUUCUGUCUCCUUUUUUACUCUUAGUCCAACAAACUUUCAGGGACUUUUGCAGCAGAGGGGACUGUAAAUUUGAUUCUUUUAUGACUAAGAUAUUGUGUAUGUUUUAUAAUUUGAAGUUUGCAGUUCCAUGGUUUAUAUAUUACUCCUUGAUUUUGAUUUAUGUUGCAAAUGAGUUAAUUUUUGGGAUUGAGACCAACUCCUUUAUUUGUUAAAGACUGAACUAUAUAUGGUCUGCAUCCUUGUUUAGGGCUUUAAGAUAGUUUUGGAGUAUUAUCAAAGAGAGUUGAUAGUUCUGGUAUUUCUGACAAAAUAAAAAUGCUGCCUUAAUAAUUUGAUGCCCCAGGUCAGUAGCUAUCAUCUGGAGAAAGAAAUAAAAGAUGAAGUUUAACAUUUUCUUCUGUUGUUUCUUGUGUUGCGCUGUGGGGUUUAUCUUGAAGACCGCAUUCCUGCAAUAGUUAGGAAGUCUGCCUCUUUUUUCUUUUUUUAAUUGUUGUUUUGGUCAUUUCUAGUAUACACUGAAGGCAUAAAUAAACUUACUUGGAUGUAAAUAUUUGGACUAGAGUGCCAUUUCAUUCCUAUUUUACUGUAAUCCUGAAUUGAAAACAUGUAGGGAAGUCAUAUUAGUGUUGCUCAUGUGUUGACAAACUUCAAAUGCUCCUUAGUUCUGUUCCAUUUGAGGUGCUCCUAUAAUAGAGUUUGUUGUUUUAUUGCCUUUGUAGCCUGUUCUUGAUGGGAGAAAAUUUGGUGUUGAGCUAAUAACCAAGACUAGAGGGUUGAGGCUCUUGUUCCCUUGUUCCCAGGAGCAGAGCACUGGGAACAUGGCUCUGCAAGAGAGAGGAACCAGCAGCAGCUCCAGCAAUGACAAGCAGGAACAGAACUAUAAUCGUGUUAUUACAAUUGUCUUCCUGGCCCUCUUCAUCGACCUGUUGGGAUUUGCCCUCAUCUUGCCACUCUUUCCUUCCAUCCUUGAUUAUUACAGCCAGACUGAGGAUGGAUUCUAUUUGUCACUGCAACGUGGGGUAGACUGGUUUGCAGUGAUGGCUGGGAUACCUCCAGAGAGGAAAUACAACAGUGUCUUGUUUGGAGGUCUGAUUGGCUCAAUCUUUUCCCUCCUGCAGUUUUUCUCCUCUCCCCUCACCGGUGCUGUGUCAGACCACUGGGGCAGGAGGCCUGUCAUCCUGGUGACAGUGAUGGGUUUGAUAGCAUCAUACUCACUCUGGGCUGCCUCUCGGACUUUUGGCGUUUUUCUUCUCUCCAGGAUCAUAGGUGGGAUAAGCAAAGGGAAUGUCAGCCUCUCCACAGCUAUCAUUGCUGACCUGCACUCUGCAAAAGCACGCAGCAAGGGCAUGGCCAUGAUUGGUGUUGCUUUCUCCCUGGGCUUCACCCUGGGCCCCAUGAUGGGGGCUUACCUCGCCAUGCAGACAGAGAAGGGAGAAGUCUUCUACCUUCGCUCAGCCUUGUCAGCACUCGUGUUUUCUGUGGCUGAUUUCAUUUUCAUCUUCCUCCUUCUUCCAGAGACACUUCCCAAGGAAAAAAGGGUCCCUUCUGUGACAUCUGGAUUUCAGGCAGCAGUUGACUUGCUCAGUCCUUUGGCUUUGUUUCAGUUCUCUGCAGUCACCCGAGGAAAGGAAUCCCCUUCAGAGCAGAAUCUUCAGAAUCUCAAAAUUUUGGGCCUGGCCUACUUCCUGUACCUCUUCCUGUUUUCUGGCUUGGAGUACACACUAAGUUUUCUCACUCACCAGAGAUUCCACUUCAGCAGCAUGCAGCAGGGCAAGAUGUUUUUCUUUAUUGGAAUAACAAUGGCUGUGAUCCAGGGAGGCUAUGCUCGCCGAAUCAAGCCAGGAAAUGAAAUCAGAGCUGUAAAAAGGGCUAUUAUGCUGCUGAUUCCAGCGUUCUUGUUAAUUGGAUGGGCUGCGAAUGUGACCAUGCUGAGUGCUGGACUGCUGCUGUACUCCUUCGCUGCAGCCAUUGUUAUCCCGUGUUUGUCAGCAGUGGUGUCAGGCUAUGGCACUGCUGGCCAGAAGGGACGAGUCAUGGGCAUCCUGAGGAGCCUGGGCGCCCUGGCCAGAGCCCUGGGACCCAUCCUGGCAGCUGCAGUUUACUGGCUGGCUGGGGCAGAGGUUUGCUUCACUAUCUGUGGAGCCUUUUUCCUUGUCCCCUUGGCUCUACUCAGGUCUAUAAACCAGCAGACAAAGGAGGAGUAGGAAGGAGCCACAAAACCAUCACCAGCUUCCAAGGACCUCUGCGAGACCUGACUCUUGGCACCUGACUCUGCUGAGCAAAUAGGAAGGUUUUGAUCUUCUGGAAGGAGAUAUACACACAAUGACCAACAACACACAGCAGUUAUGUUUAAGGUGGCCUCCCAGCCAGCUGGGUUAGCUUUGCAAAUAGAAAAACACCAAACAAAGGAAAACAGACACACACACACUCACCAAGAGCUGCGUAAGGCAUUAAGAGCAGCAGAGAAGCAGAGACAGCACAGGAGCAGCAGGCCUGGAGCACACAGGGCUCUGCUGCUCACCCCGAGCCUCUGCAGGGGCUGGGCUGGCACAGAACCAACCCUCAGCCUCCUCAGCACCACUCUGAUGGGUGUUUGUUUGUACAAGUGGUACCAGAGCUCUGCAGCUCCACACCUGCAAACGUGAUGGUCAAACAAAAGCAGAGGCACUCUGCAGGCUGUCUGUAACCCACUGGUACUUUGGCACAGGUGGACUGUUUUUAAUAUACAAAUAAAUUUGGAGACAUGUUUUAUAUUUCUAAUACUGUGGGAUAUUUUUGAUGACCAAGCCCUGUUCUUUUUGCAUUACAAUAAAGGGUUACAUUGAACACUCCUGUGGUCAGUUCAUUACAGUUGUUACCCCCCUUUGAACUGAACUGAACAUCCCUGUCUGGCUGAGGCAAAAAGGGGCCAGAAUUUCACCCAAGGUGCCAAAGGGCUCCUUGAGGGAGCCAGCCUUGGAUGACAGCACCAUGCUGCUCCAGCCAGUGCCUGGGGGAAGGAACCACCACCAGGCUCUGCCCCUGCUGAGCUGGGAGUCUCUGGGAAGGGAGUCCUGCCGUAACCAAUUGGAGGAUUUUCUGAGAAGGAAAGCCAUCACUAAUCAACACCUUAAUUAUUAAAACUAAGCAAGUGAGGCUACAGAAUAAAAGUGUACAAGUUUUGAAAGCAGAGCAUGAUUUUUUUCAAUAGUUUUAUUUGUGAGUAGAACUUAAUGAUACAAGAAAGAAAGAAAAAUACAGGACUUUAUUCUGCCCCAAAGUGUGUAACCAUACCAUACAUGACUACAUUUCAUAUUGUAAUACAAAGAACUAAAAGAACAAACUACAAAAUUAGAAAUUAAGAGUCAUUGCAUAUGUGGUCAAGAUAAAUGGAGGGACUUCAGUAAAGAACUGAAACAUACAGCAAUUAGUCAUUUAGUUACGACCCUACAAUAAAACACAAUUUAGCAAAAUAAGUGUUGUUUGCUUCCUAGUGUACAAGGACAUACAAUGUUAGAGCAGAAGCUGAAAGCCAUUCGUGCCAUGCAGUCCUGCCUGAGUGCUGCUGUCCAGGGGCUCUGCCCAGUGCCUGCUCUGUCCCACACCGGCCCUGCCACCUUUCCCUCGGCCCCCGUGGCCGCCUCGCCCCCUCUGCUCUCACCUGAACACUGACAGCUCAGUUCCACCUCCAGCUGUUCCCCGUGGCCGCCCAAAGCCAGCCCGAGGCACGGGCCCCUCCCGGCCCGGCCCGGCCCUGCCUCCAGCGCUCCCCCAGCCGGCCCUCGGUGCUUUCUGCUGCAUCAAUGUAAGGCAUUAGUUCUCUGCUAUUUUACCAAUUGCAACAUUUAAUAUUGUCCUAAAAGGUUACAUCCAUGUUCUGUUGUGUUACAGACGCUUACUGUGAGUCAGUGUGUUGCCCUCACCCCCACGGGGUGUUGGGGUUUGCUGCUGUUAAACCCGAAAUGCAAAUUCUGGAAACCAGAAGUGGUCAGUGCCCCGCAGCCUGGGCCGGGGCACAGCACCCGCUUUCCAGAGAAUUCCACCACCUUGACCUGCCUGAUCUCAGACUACUUUUAUAAUUAGUGAUAGACACAAGCAUGGCAACAACUGGGAAAUAGUGAACUCAGUGCCAUGCUGCACAUUAAACAAACAUUUAUAGCAAACAGUGAAAAUACACCUUUGAGGUUACACGGGAUUUCUGUACUCAACCGCUGGCAACAACAACAAAAAGAUUUAAAGAAAGGCCAGCUUUUGUAAGUGAAAAUAUAAUUACUAUAAAACAAGGUGAAAUACUCAGUGUAAUGCAUUUACAUUUUUGUCAGUGGGAAGGAACAAACACAAAAGGCUGCACAUGGGGUUCAUGCACAGCAAGGCUGCAUGUGCAACAAAGGGAUUUUUAAAAGGAUGAAAAAACUGUGCUAAGGCCCAAAACACACCUGCCCAUGCUCCACACCACCAGCUUUUACUUCAGUUACUUUUUAACCUUUUCUAACAGCCAAAUCACCACAUGACUCAGUGAGGCAAGAGCAAAGACAGAUUUCCCUUAAACUGUAAUUCACUAGAAAGAAAAAGCACAGGCCAAGACCGGGCUCUUUGAACACACAACGUGAGCGGAACACACCACAGACAUUCCAGUCCUAGACAAAGACUGAUUUCACCAGCCAGUUAUAAAAUAAAACAAAGUGAAAAACACUUUCAUUUUGUAACAACAGUGAGAAGGGAGAAAGAGAGGAAGCAAUGGAGAGCCUCAAAGCUUGGCCAAACCACAACCUGUACUCACAAGCUCGCAGAAGUUUACGUGUCAGUUCAAGAAUUCACCCCCCCUUGAGAACACCACUGCAAAAGCAUCCUCUCUAAAAGUAAAAAUUUAAGAAAUUUACUUGUGACUUGGAACAGAAUAUUGGAAAGAACACUUCUUGUGGGUAAGCAAUGGGUGUUUUAUUCUUAAUUGUGAAGUUUUUAUAUUCUUUUGCAAAGCAGUGCAGGCUUUAAAUUAAAAAUAGUGAAUCAAUGCCUUCCACAUGGAAGUCAUUUACAUUUGAUUACAAACUAGGGAUCAGAUCUGUGGCAGCUGCUGAACACACAGGAUUAGCACCUUUUUGGACACGAGUUUCUGGUUAUAACCCUAAACAAUCAAGCCAUAACUUGAGGGGCUGGUUGGAUUAAUUGUGGCAUUCAUUUACAUAGUAAGACAAAACACUCAGUACGAUCUGGUACAUUCUAGUGGUUAAUGGAUUUUAAAAUAUGACAGUGUUUCUGCAGUGGGUUGGCCUUUAGGAGUCACUCUUCUUUUUGCUCUUCUUCAGGAAGGAAGGAGUGCGGAACUUCUUUUUCUUUUUCGAUGGGGACUUCCCUGGAGAUUCAUCACUACCUGCAUCAGCUGCUGUCCCCUCCUCAGCUGUGGGUGUUGCUGGCUCCUCAGUGGGUUGGGACUGGGGUUCUUUAUUUUCCACUGCAGGUGGUUCCGUUUGGCUUUUGGGCACAUCAUGAUCACAUCUCCCUUCCUCCUUCCCUAAGGGAGGGAAGCCGAGUGCUUCCGAAGGCUCAUCGGGGGUGAGAUCUGGGAGGGUUUGCUUGAAGGUUGCAGCGUCACUGUCAUCUCUGUAGGUCUGCUCCUGCCGUGUCUCUGGUGGACGGACAGACAGUGACAGUCAGUUUACAAAAGUGUCCCUGGAGCAGGGCCAGCGAGGCAAGUGGA